Messenger RNA from Guillardia theta CCMP2712, 954 nucleotides. RefSeq lists its product as hypothetical. Lineage: Eukaryota; Cryptophyceae; Pyrenomonadales; Geminigeraceae. Gene Ontology annotation, biological process: cilium assembly. Bases 1 to 954 code for a protein of 317 amino acids. Gene Ontology annotation, cellular component: ciliary basal body; axoneme. The transcript has 9 exons. The record is from RefSeq and is a predicted model, not a curated record.
AUGAUGCCGCUGAUCUGGUCAGCCAUCAUACCCGGACUGUUCAAUCCAUCAUCGGUUGCAAACGGGGAGGCGAGCGUGGCGGAUCUCGAGCUGGUGCAGAGAGAGACGCGAGCGCUCGAGGCUGAGAACCACAUGUUAAUGCAGGUCAUCGCUUCGCUGAAUCUCACAGAGCCGGCUGGAAGGGUCGAGGUGGAUGCGCCGACAACUGGCAAGCAGAAGAAGAAGGAGAAGGAUGCCAGCGCAAGGGCAGUUCCUCUGUCGCUGACUAUCAACGAGAAGCUGACACUGGCAAACGGAGUGUCGGACGAGCAGCGCAAGCAGCUCAAUCAGAUCCGGGCGAAGUUUGACAAGCUGGUCGACUCACUGCAGGCUCAGAUAGACACCCAGGAAGAGAUCAUUACCAACACUAUGAUGGAGCAAAUUCAGUUCAGGCAGAACUUUCUCAAGGAUGGUUUGCCUGUGAAUCAGAACAAACUGAUAGCAUACCUUGAGGAUACAUUGAGGAGGAGAGACAACGAGCUAGACAAGUUGGAGACGAAGAAUCGUGGUCUCAGAGCCACUUUGUCCAAGAGCGAGGAGGAUCUCAAACACAAGGAGGAAGCCGGAGAGAGUUUGAAAAAGAUUGAUUUUGAACAGCUCCAGAUCGAGAACAAACAGCUGCUAGAAAACAUUGACCUAAGGAAUGCUGAAGCCCUUUCGCUGAAAGCUACUCUUGGACGAGCGCAAUGGAGGCUGAAUAAGAUCAAGGAAGAGUUGUCGCAAACACAACAGUCAACGGAUUGGCUGGUCAAGACCGAACAGACCAAGAAAGAGCAGAUGGAAAACAUUCGCACUGAGCUUGAACAUGUGCAAUUGAUGCUGGUGAAGGAGCAGAAUGUGCAGAAGACUCUACAGAAGCAGCUGGAGACAUCGAACAAUAUUCCUCCUGUAAUCGAGUACAUCGCACAGGCUUGA